Molecule: messenger RNA, 2029 nt
Organism: Cuscuta europaea
Lineage: Eukaryota; Viridiplantae; Streptophyta; Magnoliopsida; Solanales; Convolvulaceae
Source: the annotation of a GenBank genome assembly
CAUGUCAGUGUCUGACGCUCUUUUCCCCAUAGACAAACAGUAAAUCGUUCACACGAAAGCGUGAGAGAGAGAGAGAGAGCAUUUAUGAGAGCGUUGAUUAUUUGUAAGCUUUUUCUAUCAUAAAUCUUUCAUUCAAUGCUCUAUGUAAGACGUCGCCAUGACACUGCCAGAGGAGCUAUGUGACCUCUCAAUCCUUGUCAAUGGUCAUCACAGAUUCUUUCUGCAUCAGAAAGUUGUGUCAUGCUACUCCGGGAAGUUGAGGAAGGCCAAUAGUUCAAGAAUAGAUUUUGAUGAUUUCCCAGGAGGGCCAGAGGGGUUUGAAUUGGUUUCAAGAUUCUGUUACAGCAAUGGGAAGACCGUCAGAAUCACAGUGCAAAAUGUCUCAAUCCUCCAUUGUUGUGCUGUGUUUCUCGAAAUGACGGAGAAGAUUCACCCUUUCAACCUCUUGGAACGAACCCAAAAUUUUCUCGAGGGAAUGUUCUACUGGUCUUGGCAUGAAAUCCUCACCUCUCUCAAGACCUGUGAACCCUUCUUCCAUUUUGCAGAUUCUUGUGGUCUUAUCACAAAACUUAUGAAUUUCUUGCUAGCCAAGAUUUUGCGAAAUUCCAACAUUUCUCUCCUUCUGGAAUCCCCAGACACACAACGGGGAUCCAGAGCUUCUUCUUACUCUUCUUCUUCUUCAAGAAAUUCCUGGUGGUUUGAAGAUAUGGCAGUUUUAUCCCCUAGAACAAUAGAGAAGUUUGUGAAUACCUUAGGAGCUUUUAGAAAUGAGAACAACCUAAUCGUCACAAAGUUUCUCUUGUACUACUUAAAGAGAGCGGCCCAGUGCAAGAACAGUGGGCUGAUUUCAAGAGCAUCCUCAAGUUACAGUGGGAUUGCAGAAACAGCUGUUCACAGGGUGAUUUUGAAGGGCAAAACAGGUUUUUCUUGCAGAAAUCUAUUUUGGGUUAUGAGAAUUGUGUCUGGUUUUGGGGUGAGCAAAGAUUGCAGGGAUGGGUUGGAGAGAGUGAUAGGCAGAGUUCUUGAACAGGCUACACUGGAUGAUCUGCUGGUCUGUGGGCACAAUGGGAGUGUUUAUGAUGUCAAUCUUGUGUUGAGAUUGAUCAGAGUGUUUGUUCAUCAUAACGAUAAUAAUGCCGCUAGGGAGAAGAUGAUUAGGGUUGGAAGAUUGAUUGAUAGGUAUUUGGGUGAAAUUUCUCCUGAUCAGAGCCUUAAGAUCUCAAGGUUUCUUGCCAUUGCUGAAAGCUUACCAGAUCAUGCAAGGGAUUGCUUUGAUGGAGUCUAUAGAGCUAUAUAUAUCUAUCUUGAGUCCCAUCCAACCCUCUCAUUUGAAGAAAGAUCAAGACUGUGCAGAUGUCUAAAUUAUGAAAAGCUAAGUCUGGAGACAUGCAAAGAGCUGGCCAAGAACCCGAGAAUUCCUCCAAGAAUUGCAGUUCAGGCACUUUCUUCACAACGUCCAAACGAGCCUUCAUCAAUGAAGAAGAUUCUGAGUGAAAAUCCAGGAACCCAAAUCGUGUUGUACAACAACAAGUGUGGUGAUAGUUUUGCGGAUAGUGGGCAUCUCUCUGAGGGUCAAAAAAGCGAUGAUUUGAGGGUAAACCUUGAGAGGAUGCAGUGGAGGGUAGUGGAGCUGGAGAAGAUCUGUAAGGAGAUGAAGGGACAAAUGACAAAAAUGGUCAAGUCUGGGACCAUUAUACCAACCCCUUCACACGGUAGAGCCUUGCCCAGGCUUUGCUAACAUUCCCAAUGACAAAAAUGAAUAUAUACAUGUAUAAGGAAGUUUCUGCAAGUAUAUACUCCGUAUAUGCUUUUCUUUUCUUUCUUAUUCUUAUAUAUAUGCGUAUGUGUUACUCAUUAUUCUGCAAAAAAAAAAAAUGUAAGGAGAAUGAGGUCAAGAUGCUCGAUUAAUCUUACUUCAUUUGAAGAACAAACCUAACAUGUACUAUUAUCUCAUGUCCACGGUUAAAUCUUACUUCAUUUCAAGAACAAACCUAGCAUGUCUUGUUACCUCAAGUCUGUAAUUCCUUUC